AUGGAUUCUGAUCAGCUCAAAGAUAGACUCUUGUUUGCGAUCCCUAAAAAGGGUCGUCUUGCUGAACGUUGCUUGCGUCUUCUAGACGGUGCUGAUAUUCAGUUCUCUCGUGCCCAUCGUCUAGAUAUUGCUCUUUCCACUAAUCUACCAUUGGCAUUAGUGUUUCUGCCUGCCAAUGACAUUGCUAUGUUUGUUGGUCAAGGAAACGUCGACAUUGGUCUCACUGGAAAAGACAUGGUUGUUGAAAACGGUACCGUUGCAGAUGAAUUGCUCGAACUCGGUUUUGGAAAAUGCUCUCUCUCUGUUCAAGUCCCAGAAGAUGGCAGUAUCCAAUCCAUUGAUGAUCUUAUUGGCAAGCGAGUUGCUACUAGUUUUGAAAACGUUGUCAAGAGAUAUUUUACUGCUCGAGAAAAUGGAUUUAACCAUGAAGAGACCGUCACGCUGUUGAUCGAGGAUAUCUUCCACCCAACUAUUGUGACAUAUAUUGGUGGUUCUGUUGAAACUGCAUGUGCUCUUGGUGUUGCUGAUGCUAUUGUUGAUCUUGUCGAGUCGGGUGAAACCAUGCGCGCUGCCAAGCUAAAGUCUAUUGGCACUAUUCUAAAAUCCCAAGCCGUAUUGAUCUCCAAUCCCAGAAAGCACGACAAUGAUCAGUUGGUCCAAAAGAUUUGUCGUCGGCUACGUGGUGUUAUUGAUGCUGAGCGAUAUGUUCUUUGCACUUACAAUAUCCGUAGAGCUAGUAUGGCAGAUGCCUUUAAAAUUACUCCUGGAAAAAAGGCACCUUCUGUCAGUCCUCUUGAAGAUACUGAAUGGAUUGCCAUCUCUGUCAUGGUGCUUAAAUCGAAUGUUGUUGACUGUAUGGAUGAGCUGACCUCUAUUGGUGCCGAGGAUAUUUUAAUUCUUGAUAUUCACAAUUGUCGUGUAGCAGACCAGAGUGUGUGUACUCUCAGUAAAGAGGAGUCUGGAGUGUAUUAA
Messenger RNA from Batrachochytrium dendrobatidis JAM81, 972 nucleotides. Its product is annotated as ATP phosphoribosyltransferase. NCBI's taxonomy places the organism in Eukaryota, Fungi, Chytridiomycota, Chytridiomycetes, Rhizophydiales. Gene Ontology annotation, molecular function: magnesium ion binding; ATP phosphoribosyltransferase activity. Gene Ontology annotation, cellular component: cytoplasm. The coding region runs from base 1 to 972 and encodes 323 amino acids. Gene Ontology annotation, biological process: L-histidine biosynthetic process. The record is from RefSeq and is a predicted model, not a curated record. The transcript has 4 exons.